Thamnophis elegans (Western terrestrial garter snake) is the source of this 939-nucleotide messenger RNA. RefSeq names its product lanosterol synthase-like. Gene Ontology annotation, biological process: triterpenoid biosynthetic process; cholesterol biosynthetic process. The record is from RefSeq and is a predicted model, not a curated record. NCBI's taxonomy places the organism in Eukaryota, Metazoa, Chordata, Lepidosauria, Squamata, Natricidae. Bases 1 to 939 code for a protein of 312 amino acids. The transcript has 9 exons. Gene Ontology annotation, cellular component: lipid droplet. Gene Ontology annotation, molecular function: lanosterol synthase activity.
AUGAAGGGAGGAUUCCCAUUCCGCAAUCGGGACAACAACUGGAUAGUUAGUGACGGCACUGCUGAAGCAAUAAGAGCAUUGAUGUUACUUGAAGAACAAUGUCCUUUCAUAGAAGAUCACAUAGCUCCACAACGUAUCUUUGAUGCUGUCAAUGUGAUCCUGAACAUGAGAAAUUCCGAUGGAGGUUUUUCUUCUUAUGAAACCAGACGUGGAAACUGGCUGUUAGAGGCCGUAAACUGCGCAGAGACCUACGGUGACUGUAUGGUAGAUCACACCUAUGUUGAAUGUACCUCAUCAGUAAUGCAGGCACUGAAACAUUUCCAGAAGAAAUUCCCAGAUCACCGGAGAGAGGAAAUCAGUGAUACACUCCAUAAGGCUCUGCAAUAUUGUCGUAAUACACAGAAAGCAGAUGGAUCCUGGUUAGGGAGAUGGGGUGUGUGUUUCAUAUAUGGCACCUGGUUUGCAUUGGAAGCAUUUGCAUGUUUGGGAUACACUUACCAUAAUGGACUGGCAUGCAACGAGGUGACCAAGGCCUGUGCCUGGCUGGUCUCCAAACAAAUGAAAGAUGGAGGUUGGGGAGAAGAAUUUGAAUCCUACAAGUUUCGCAAAUAUAUUCAGCAUACCAUUUCCCAGAUCCACCAGACUGCAUGGGCUCUGUUGGGAUUGAUGGCUGCUAGGUAUCCCGAUGUUCAUGUUCUAGAAAGGGGGAUCCAAGUUUUGAUUGACAAGCAGCGAGCCAUUGGGGACUGGCCUCAGGGUGACAUUGCUACCGGAUUCUACAAAGCUGGCAUCCUCCAUUAUUCAGCCUACCGCAACAUCUUCCCUAUUUAUGCAUUGGCUCGUUUUACCCAUCUUUAUCCUGAUAAUCCUCUUGCUAGCCAACAUCUGAAGAAUGGACCAAUAAAUAAUUUCAAGGAGGGCCAGACAAAGAAGCACUGA